This is a messenger RNA of Pseudo-nitzschia multistriata, 2456 nucleotides long. The record is from the annotation of a GenBank genome assembly. NCBI's taxonomy places the organism in Eukaryota, Bacillariophyta, Bacillariophyceae, Bacillariales, Bacillariaceae.
GGCUAGAACGUUUCCAGUAGUGAAGAAGCAAAUCAACUAGUCCGCUUCACGAUCCUUCCUGUUCAGCUCCAUCCGUAUCAGAGGGAAGAACACACUCUCCGCAAGAGAACAGUACAGUGACAUCAUUUUUCACUAUCAUUGGAGAACAUUGCAGUAGUUUCUGUUGCGACCAUGCCUUCUUCUAUGGGAGAUGUGACUGCCAUGGGGAAUGCUGGCAGUGGCAUGGGGGUUCCCGGCUCUGGCUUUCCGCCACAACAGCACCAUCACCAUCCCCACCAAAUCUCACAGUUUCUCCCUCCCAUGGAUCGAUGCGCAGGUUGCGGUGCAGUAGACACACCGCUAUUGGCUUGCGACGACCUUGACAGGGCAAGCGGCAAGAAAAAGGAUAUAGUUAUAGAUCCUUCUCAACGAUUGAGGUACGUAGCUGCAGUUGUGACUUUCCUAGGUUUCAUGCUCUCAAGAUCAUUUUUCACGAUGACAGGACCUGAUCUAGGUAUCAUGGAUGCCAUGGUAUUGUCAAACAACGACUUUCAUCCUGGUUAUUCUGACGAAUGUAAUUGUUGUCAUCCCGUAUUCAUGCAUCACUUUGGUGCCGAUCACAAAUCAUACGUUGCAACCUCAAAAUCUUUCAACAAUCGAUAAUUACACUACAAACGCAAAUGAAUCGUAAAACCAAACAUCAAUUUUGACUCUGUAGGUUUUGUGCUAAUUGUAUGAUCGGGAAAAAGGUUAGGGUCUUCUGGCCAGUCGAUAACAGCUGGUAUAUCGGAACGGUUCAGCAAUUCAAUGCAGUCACUGGAGAACAUCUAUUGAAAUAUGAAGAUGACGAUACCGAAUGGGUUCAUAUUGGAGAAAGUAACACGACGAUGAAUCCGUCCGAUUUUACUCCUCAGCAACCUCUAUCAGCUCAAGUUGGUAUUGUUGCACCGCAACCAAAUAACUUCGUUCCAAGGUCUGAAGCUGGUUCUUCCCCGGCUGAUAAAAAAUCUGCGAUGGUACCGGCGUCCCGAAUCAAAGAUGGAAACACCACACCAACAAUUGCGAAUGCUGAUCCAAAGAACAGAGUUGGGUCGUCAUCAGCAUCCGGUGGGCCCACGACCACGAAAGGAACCGACACUCAAUCAGCUGCUGGCCCUGGACUAGAAACAGAAAACCCGUCCAAUGCACUUCAUACAACGUAUCGAACAUUCGGUUCAGCGCAAAUACAGGGAAAUUCGUACCCACCCAAUUCCUCUUCGGGACAACGCCACCUUCCUCCUCAUCUUGCUCACCACCAACCUCAUCACAUACCUCAAGGGUACGGUCACGGGCCGGGAGGUCCUCCACAGCCAACGCCUUAUGGCAGUUUCUCGUCGUCGUCACUCGGGCAUGGGCCACAACCUCUAGGGUACGGGUACCCUGGUCACCCUGGCAUGGGCAUACCUCAACGUCACGGAGCGGUUGGAGCUUUACCACCGCACCAUUACGGUGGAAUGCAAGGCCACCCGCCUCAUCCUCAUCGGAUAGAAAAUCCUGCUCAAAUUUCUAAUGCGCCAGGCUCAGGGGGGAAUGUUGGUGCGAAUGGAAAGAAAAAGACAGGGCCUAAAGCUUGGACGAAAGAGGAGGAUGCACUGUUGCUCAGUAUUGUUCAAAGCAUGCGAGUGCCGAUGAAAUGGUCGUUGGUGGCACAAAGCUUGCCAGAGCGAACGGGAAAACAGUGCAGAGAACGCUAUGUAAACCACUUAAACCCGCGUCUCAAAGUCGCCGACUGGAGCCCGACUGAAGAUGCCACCAUAUUUCACUUAUACAACACUAUCGGCAGUCACUGGGCAAAAAUGUCUAAAAUCAUUCCCGGUCGGACGGACAAUGGAAUCAAAAACAGGUUCCACAACCUGCGAAGGCAAUUGGAACGAGAGGACGAGCACCGGCUCCGUCUGAAUGCCUCAAGAGAUUUUCCAGAAGAGAUCCGACUUGAGCUCAUCAGAGAGUUUCCCGAGGAGUUACGAGGGAAAGCGGCUGAACUAUGGGACAUUAAAUCUGGGUUGAGCGUUUUAGCCGCGCAAAGUGUAUUGGGUGGGGAUAGAACCAGAACAGCAGGGCGUUUCGGACCUUUCCGUGAGGCAGUACCCGGAGAGGAUAUCUGCGUCCGGUGUGGUUUUUGCCUUCCUAGUGUUCAAACKGGGAGCCAAAUCUGUACAAAAACGGGUUGGUGUCAAAGCUGCGCACGAAUUCCACCGCACGUGAGCGGAAAUAUGCUGCGGGAAUGCUUGAACCUUCGCAGGUGUCAAAAUGCGGAAAAAAGGAAGAUCAUCGAAUCAUGGGAGAUACCCGAUGCAAUUAAAAACUCCAAGAAGAAUAAGCAAUAGUUUUAAGGCUAUCAGGAUCGGAUUAUAUUGGGGCAAGUGAGGGGAACGAUUUGUCGAAUGCAUGCGCAACUUGCGAAGUAACCUUCCUAACAAUAAUAUUUCAAUUCGAAU